AUGGUGAGGUUGGUGCUUCUGUGUGCAUUCAUGCGCAUGCCGGGGCGAGGGGUAUUUCUCGUGAAGAUCGGCGAUCAGCAGCUUGGAGCUCAACUAUAUGAAGCUGUCAAGGAGAAGCUUCCCGAAAGCGAUUGCCCCGCAGACACGCUCAAACUUUAUCUCGCACAGGACAGUGAGGGCAAGUGGAUCGAGUGCACUGAUGAAUUGGUAGUGGCCAUAUACCUCUCGAGGGCGGAACGAGCGGGGGUGCUUCAUGUAGCAGUGCUGCUCCCAGAUCAUGUUCGCGAGACAGUGAAGGACACCCACGGUACCAGGCCAAUGAUGCCGAUAUUCGACAACGGAGCCACGUCCAGGUGGUUGGAGAAGUUCAGGGGGCAGCGAGUAUCGACUGAGGACUUGCCUCCUGUCAGCGAGCUCGAACAAUUCCUUCAAGGUCCACUACCUGUAAAGAUUGGGGCACCUGAGGCGCUGCUUGACGUCUGGAUCUGGUCACUCAAAAUCGACACGAAAGUGCUGAACAAGACGUUCGAAAUCUCCAAUUCCGAGCCCUGUGUUGGCUUUCUGGAUCGAGUUUGGCAUCACUCGGCCGAUGUUCCGUCAAUUUCAUCCUGCGACACGAAAUUUGGAUAUAUUUCGCUUUGGGACGGAGCAAUUCACCAUAUCCUCGAGUUCGUCUUGCGUGGCAGCAACAGGUGGAGUAGCCGAUACUCGAUUGAUGGUGUUCCGGACUACACCUUCUUCAUCGACUCCAUUUGCGUGCUUCGAGGUGAAGAAGAGGGUCCAACAGUCCGUCCUGUGGACUCGCUUCCUCGCGCGCCGUUCAAACAGGUUCGAUGGUUUCAUGGCGACGUGCCUUAUUUGUUUGGGUAUGCGGCGGAUCUCCAUUCCAUAAGCUUGUAUGCGCUCACACGCGCAGAGGACGAGUCGAAUGCUAUUCGAACAGUUCGCACUGGAGGAUAUAACCUGCAAAAUCCGCGUUCGCGUUUCCGGUUGCUGCUUGCAGUGCUGAACAUGGCUCGAUUGCUACAAAGCAUCGCGGAUCUGUGUCCUGCAAGCGGGGCUGCUAAAUACGCGGUGCUCCAUCGGCCUGACGACGUAAAAAUCCUGCUCGAGCCCACGCACGUGACCAAGACCUUUCUUUCACAACCUUUCCUACAAGCAGCACUGGUCUACACUGUUCUGGAAGAUCGUGGGGUGCCUGCCACACACUGA
Molecule: messenger RNA, 1212 nt
Organism: Phytophthora sojae
Lineage: Eukaryota; Oomycota; Peronosporomycetes; Peronosporales; Peronosporaceae
Exons: 2
Coding region: 1-1212 (403 amino acids)
Source: RefSeq, a predicted model, not a curated record